Molecule: messenger RNA, 2009 nt
Organism: Quercus robur (English oak)
Lineage: Eukaryota; Viridiplantae; Streptophyta; Magnoliopsida; Fagales; Fagaceae
Exons: 2
Coding region: 725-1270 (181 amino acids)
Source: RefSeq, a predicted model, not a curated record
CUCAAUGGGUGCUCCUCAACUUUUUUCUUCUCUUAGCUGUUAAUUGAGAAUCAUCCAAGCAAAAAACGUAGAAUUUAAGUCCAAAGGUUCCUUUUUUGUUAGAUACUAUUGUCGAAUGAAGAGAAGUCUUUAAAGUAUGCCACGUUCAAAUCCAUUGGCAGGGGUAUAUCAAGACUUAAAAGAGUUCUAAUGUUACUCAUUUAUAGAGUUCCAAUAGAACUAGAUUUCGGAUAAGUAUAUCAAGACUUAAAAGAGUCAUAAUACAUGCAAGACUCCACCAUGCAAGAAGCCACGUUUUUUUCUUUCUAGUCCAAGCUGAAUAAGGAUUUGAACUCUUAUAUCUCAAAGAGUCCUACUUGAACUUGAACACACAACUCAAGACUUCUUCUCCAAUUUAAACUCUUCCUUCAUACAAGAAUUUUCCUUCAUUCUGACUUCUUUUCCUGGCCAAUCCGGUUUCGACUAGAUGAGUCUUAAUUGCAGUUGAACUCUCUCUGACUAGCACUAUAAAAGGAUAGCCGUAGCUGCACAUAAUUCACAAUUUUUUUCAUAGUGCGUAAGUUCGGAAAUCGUAAGCCUUUUCCUCUAUAGAAGACGGAUUGCAAAGAGUAUUUUCUUUUCUAUAUUCUUUUCUUCUUCCUUAGUCAGAUAACAAGGCAUGAUCUCUUCUCUUCCUUUUAUAACCUCGUGUAUAUUAUUAUUAUUUUUUUUGUAAACCAUACUCAUGACUCUUUUUUCUUCUUGCAGCCUAACAAUUUUCAUUGUUUCUAAAAACCAUCGCAACUGUGUCAAAUUUUGCACAAGCUCGAUUAUGGAACUUUCUCUUCGAGAGCGUGUUCAAGCCUUUUCCUUUGAAGAUUUGUAUAUUGGUGACGAACCGGCCCUAUUCGUUUAUUCGGAGAAAGACAACAAGGAAGCGAAACUUUCAACUCUAAUCACCCAUCCUCCCAUCAUUGGAGAGUUUUCACCAAAAUGGGAUUGGGAUAUAUGUCCACCUAACUUGCCACAAUGGUCACAAGCUGCUCCCCAAAAUGUUGAUGCAAGUGCCACACUUCUACUCGCUUCCCACCAUACAAACAUUGCGAGUACAAAACCAUACUCAUCUCUGGGGCGAGAAAUAGUUGCGGGUCGAACAAACUGGGAGUAUUCCUUCAACGUGAAUGGAGGAAUUUCCUAUAUUUCGUUAUAUUUGGAAUGGUUGGAGGACAUACUCAGUCGAUGCAACAAUCUAAGGACGCGCUUUGGCAUCUUUGUAAUGGAUGUGCAUUGACUUCUUGCUAUGAUACUUUUUAAAGGUAUAAAAUGAUGAGUACCAGACUUUAGAGAUACGGGAUGACACCAUUCAAAGUUUAAAUAUGUGUGAAGAUGACACCAAAACUUCAAGGAUUUGAGGUGAUCCAACUCAAUAGAGAGGCAACUCAAUCCAAACUUUAGAGAUGCAAAGAGGUGCCACCGAGUUUUUGAAGAUGCAAGGAGAUACCACCAAGUCUUUGAAGAUGAGAGGCAGUACUAUGCAAACUUUAGAGAUGUAAGGCAACACAACUUAGAAGGAAAGCAAUGAAAUUCAAAAGAGAGGCAAUGCAAUGCCAACUUUGACAAUGCAGGAUGACAUGACUUUGAAGGGUUGCAAUCCAGACUUCAAAAAUGCAAGGAGAUACCACCAAGUCUUUGAAGAUGUUAGGAGAUAUGUACCACCAAGACUUUAUAUGUGAAAGGUAGAAAUACUUGACUUUAAAGACGAGAGAGAAAGCACAUUUUAGAGAUGCCAAGAGACAUUCUCACAAUGAUGUUUGCUUUCGAGGUGACUUUGCAUUCCUUUUGGUUGCAAUGUCUUACAAUGAUGUUAACCUUCAUACGGUAGCAUUGUCUUCUUGUAGCGACUAUCUCAUAGUGAUGUUCGCCCAAAACUAUGAUUGAACUUAGUGUGACAUACCAAGUUUUGCCUAUGUUGCACUUAAGAGAGAUUGAGUCAUCACGUGGUUCAAGAAAGUUUUUUAUCAAGUAGUUCA